Messenger RNA from Knipowitschia caucasica, 1698 nucleotides. Lineage: Eukaryota; Metazoa; Chordata; Actinopteri; Gobiiformes; Gobiidae. The record is from the annotation of a GenBank genome assembly.
AUGUUCAGGCUCAGGCUACAGUCUCACGGCGGCUCAGACUACAGUCUUACGGCGGCUCAGGCUACAGUCUUACGGCGGCUCAGGCUACAGUCUUACGGCGGCUCAGGCUACAGUCUUACGGCGGCUCAGGCUACAGUCUUACGGCGGCUCAGGCUACAGUCUUACGGCGGCUCAGGCUACAGUCUUACGGCGGCUCACGCUACAGUCUUACGGCGGCUCACGCUACAGUCUUACGGCGGCUCACGCUACAGUCUCACGGCGGCUCAGGCUACAGUCUCACGGCGGCUCAGGCUACAGUCUCACGGCGGCUCAGGCUACAGUCUCACGGCGGCUCAGGCUACAGUCUCACGGCGGCUCAGGCUACAGUCUCACGGCGGCUCAGGCUACAGUCUUACGGCGGCUCAGGCUACAGUCUUACGGCGGCUCAGGCUACAGUCUUACGGCGGCUCAGGCUACAGUCUUACGGCGGCUCAGGCUACAGUCUUACGGCGGCUCAGGCUACAGUCUUACGGCGGCUCAGGCUACAGUCUUACGGCGGCUCAGGCUACAGUCUUACGGCGGCUCAGGCUACAGUCUUACGGCGGCUCAGGCUACAGUCUUACGGCGGCUCAGGCUACAGUCUUACGGCGGCUCAGGCUACAGUCUUACGGCGGCUCAGGCUACAGUCUUACGGCGGCUCAGGUUACAGUCUUACGGCGGCUCAGGCUACAGUCUUACGGCGGCUCAGGCUACAGUCUUACGGCGGCUCAGGCUACAGUCUUACGGCGGCUCAGGCUACAGUCUUACGGCGCCUCAGGCUACAGUCUCACGGCGGCUCAGGCUACAGUCUCACGGCGGCUCAGGCUACAGUCUCACGGCGGCUCAGGCUACAGUCUCACGGCGGCUCAGGCUACAGUCUCACGGCGGCUCAGGCUACAGUCUUACGGCGGCUCAGACUACAGUCUUACGGCGGCUCAGGCUACAGUCUUACGGCGGCUCAGACUACAGUCUUACAGCGGCUCAGACUACAGUCUCACGACGGCUCAGGCUACAGUCUCAAGGCGGCUCAGGCUACAGUCUCACGGCGGCUCAGACUACAGUCUCACGGCGGCUCAGCUACAGUCUCACGGCGCUCAGACUACAUCUCACGGCGGCUCAGACUACAGUCUCACGGCGGCUCAGACUACAGUCUCACGUCGGCUCACAGUCUCACGGCGGCUCAGACUACAGUCUCACGGCGGCUCAGACUACAGUCUCACGGCGGCUCAGACUACAGUCUCACUGCGCGGUCUCACGGCGGCUCAGACUACAGUCUCACGACGGCGGCUCACUGACUACAGACUACAGUCUCACGGCGGCUCAGACUACAGUCUCACGGCGGCUCAGACUACAGUCUCACGGCGGCUCAGACUACAGUCUCACGGCGGCUCAGACUACAGUCUCACGGCGGCUCAGACUACAGUCUCACGGCGGCAGACUACAGACGAGACUACAGUCUCACGGCGGCUCAGACUACAGUCUCACGGCGGCUCAGACUACAGUCUCACGGCGGCUCAGACUACAGUCUCACGGCGGCUCAGACUACACUCACGGCGGCUCAGACUACAGUCUCACGGCGGCUCAGACUACAGUCUCACUGCGGCUCAGACUAGUCUCACGGCGGCUCAGACUACAGUCUCACGACGGCUCAGACAACAGUCUUACGGCGGCUCACACUAG